UAUAUAUAUAUAUAUACUUUUUUCUAUUGCAGGUACGCGGUACAGUCGGUGAAUAUAUAGUGUAAUAUUGUUACACUAUGAAAUAGUGUAGGGGUUUAUUAGUAAUUUGUAAGGAGUGUGAAUCACUAUGAAUAUGUAAUUGUGUAGCUAUUAUGAGAUAUGGAAUGAGUAAAUAGAACUUUGGUUCAAUUGGAGUUUGGCACUGACUCGAAGAGUGCAAUUUCGGAGAUUUGUCCUGUCUCGAAUAGGACUGUUAUCUAACAAUUGGUGCUCUCAUGGAGAGAAUCUCAGCUAGAGAUUUCAGAGCUCCGCAAUAUGAUUGACGAAGAGCUUCGUGAGUUCGUAAGAUCAAUGAUUAGAUCCGUGGAGUUGCGUACGGAUGCCAUGUUUGAGAGCCACGGCUUGUCGACUGCGACACUGUUGGAUUCCUCAGCUCAGGCACCACCUAUUUCACCGGAGGUCAAAACUAUCAUUGAUAGUUCCGAGGAACCAGUGAGCAUCAUUAAGCCAAUGGAGAAACCUCUCAUCCUCGUCGGCAGCAACGCUUCUACUGGAGCAGAUACAUGUAGAUCGCACUUGACUUAGGCUCGAUCUAAGUUGAUGCCAGCAGCAAGCAGAGCACCAAAGUCGGAGAAGAUGCCCAUGAUUUCAUUGGAUGUUAAGGAUUUUGGAUCUUCGACAACGAAUGGAGCUCGAAGAACACUGAAAGCGGAGGAGAUCGGCCUGGCUUCAUCGGAUGUUGUGGAUUCUCGAUCUGCAUCAACGAAGGCAGCUCGAAGAACUCCAACGUCGGAGAAGACAGAGAUGGCAUUGGAUCUUUGAGCACAAGAUCGGAGGAUUUUCGAUCAUGGACGACAGUGGAUAUGUGAUCGGCGACGACUGUGGAUCUUUGACAGCGAGGGACGACACAAAGUGGUCACUGGAGGACGGAAGCUUGGUCGCGUCGGAUUGCAGAACAUCGGAGCAGAAACGACGACCAUCGUCUUAUCCUUACUGGUUUGCUAAAAGAUAUAUGUAUAUAUACAACUUCAGUUGUUGUUCAAGGAAAAUAUAUAUAUGUACAUAUAUAAUGUUACAAAAUAGUAUGAGAAUGAACAGUAAGAAAGGAUGAGAGAGAUCACGAUGGUUGGGUAAUUGCUAAAAAAAAAAAAAAAAUUGAAGAAGCUGGCAGCUUGGAUCGAGAAGAGGAAGAACGUUGAUUGUCCUAGGUAUUUUGGGCUUGGGCUUUGUUGAAAAGUCUACUACACCAAGAUAAUAAUGAUUGGGCUGCAAUUAGUUUUUUUAGUUUCUUAUAUUUGUACUUGUUUUUAGUUUAUUUUUUCAUUUUUACCACCUUGGGGACAAGGUGAUUUUGAAGGGUGGGAAAGUGUUACACUAUGAAAUAGUGUAGGGCCUUAUUAGUGUGAAUCACUAUAAAUAUAUAAUUGUGUAGCUAUUAUGAGAUAUGGAAUGGGUAAAUAGAACUCUGGUUCAAUUGGAGUUUGGCACUAACUCGAAGAGUGCAAUUUCGGAGAUUUGUCUUGUCUCGAAGAGAACUAUUAUCUAACAAAUAUUCACAUGUGCCAGUUACUUUUAUUGGCAGAAAUAAAGGAUUCAACUAAAAGUAGGUAAAAAGAAUGCUAUGCUACUAACCCAAUUGAGCAUUAGAAACAUGUGACUUAAAUGCUAUUUUUAACAGUUUUUGAGGUGAAAAUUCUGUACAUUAUUUUUCCCAUUUGAGUGUUUUGAGAUGGAAGUAGAAAGCCAAAAUGGGGAGGAAAAAUAUGCUGCUGAUAUUUUCUCAAUCAAGGAAGCACAAGCUCGUAUCAGUUCAUUCAUACACAAAACUCCUGUUUUUUCCUCUGAAUCUUUAGAUGCUCUUUCAGGAAGGAGGCUUUACUUCAAAUGUGAACUUUAUCAAAAGGGUGGAGCUUUUAAGUUCAGAGGUGCCUGCAAUGCUGUGUUUUCACUCAGUGAUGAUCAGGCUGCUAAAGGGGUCAUCACCCACAGCAGUGGUAAUCAUGCUGCAGCAUUAGCUUUGGCUGCAAAACUGCGAGGAAUUCCUGCAUAUAUAAUUAUACCGAAGAAUGCUCCAAAAUGUAAAGUUGAGAAUGUAGCGCGGUACGGUGGUCAGAUUAUCAGGUGUGAGCCCAAUAUGCAGUCUAGGGAGAGCACAGCAGCCAAGGUGUUGGAAGAAACUGGCGCAGUUCUUCUACAUUCUUACAAUGAUGGGCGUACCAUAAGUGGACAGGGAACCAUAUCAUUGGAGCUUUUGGAGCAAGCUCCACAAAUUGACACUAUUAUAGCUCCCAUAAGCGGUGGUGGUUUAAUAUCAGGAGUGGCUUUGGCUGCCAAGUUUAUCAACCCAGCCAUUCGAAUAUUAGCUGCUGAACCCAAAGGAGCUAAUGACGCUGCUCAGUCCAAAGCUGCUGGUAAGAUAAUAACAUUACCGGAGACCAACACUGUUGCUGAUGGGCUUCGAGCUUUCCUUGGAGACCUUACUUGGCCCAUUGUGCGGGAUUUUGUUGAUGAUGUGAUAACUGUGGAAGAUAAUGAGAUAAUAGAAGCUAUGAAAUUGUGUUAUGAGAUUCUGAAAGUUGCUGUUGAACCUAGUGGAGCAAUUGGUCUAGCUGCUGUUCUAUCCAAUGGUUUCAAGAAAAACCAAGCAUUCAAGGAUUGUCGCCACAUAGGAAUUAUACUUUCCGGAGGUAAUGUCGAUCUAGGCACCCUAUGGGAGUCAUUCGAAAGAAGAUGAUUAAUCUGUUUGGUUUUUCUUGAAGAAUUGGUAUUUAAAUUCAUCUCUUUUUAAACUAGUGGCCCUAACCAAAGAGUUCUAGGGAUGAGUGGAAAUAAUUUCAUUUGAACAAAGUGGCAAGAUACUUGUUCAUGCUUUGUUGCUCUAUUUCUUCUUCUAAGUUAUUUGUUUGUGUCAUUUACUUGUAACUUUGUGUUAUUUGUAAAUCACAUCACAUCAUAUCUUAUCUUAUGUUUAUUUUUGGCUCUA
Messenger RNA from Cannabis sativa, 2983 nucleotides. Its product is annotated as serine racemase. The transcript has 6 exons. The coding region runs from base 1730 to 2734 and encodes 334 amino acids. Gene Ontology annotation, biological process: L-serine metabolic process; D-serine biosynthetic process; pyruvate biosynthetic process. Lineage: Eukaryota; Viridiplantae; Streptophyta; Magnoliopsida; Rosales; Cannabaceae. The record is from RefSeq and is a predicted model, not a curated record. Gene Ontology annotation, molecular function: ATP binding; pyridoxal phosphate binding; D-serine ammonia-lyase activity.